GUUUGCUAGUGUCUUACGCCGCUAGCCGAUUGUUGCUCGCAGCAGCAGCCGCAUGACCGCAUAACCUGCACGAGUGUACUGUGCACGGCGUCCUAGGAGUCGUGCAUGCAUCACCUUGCACGACGGCGCGAGUCUUAAUCACGGCUGCCGCAGCACGCGCGCUGGCCGGCGCCAUGAGUGCCAUGGCCCCGCCGGCGCGCGUGCUGGUCGUCGCGGGCCCGACCGCCGUCGGCAAGUCCAGCGCUGCCUUAAGACUGUGCGAAGCCAGGGACGGCGAGUUGGUCAGCGCGGACAGCGUGCAGCUCUACCGCGGCCUCGACGUCGGCUCCAACAAGCCGUCGCCGGCGGAACUACAAAGGGUGCGCCACCACUUGGUCGACGUCGCGGACGCAUCAGAACCCUGGUCCGCCGGCGCGUGGUGCGCCGCCGCGGCCGAGGCGGUCGGUGAUGUAGUGAAACGAGGAAAACUGCCAGUCGUCGUCGGCGGCACGAUGAUGUACGCGCAAUGGCUCGUGCGGGGCGCGCCGGACGCGCCCAAGGCGUCCGCUACAGCGGCGGCCUCGGCUCAAGAAUUCCUAGCACCGUACGGCGACGACUGGGAAAGUGCUCUGAGCGCGGUUGCUGCGCGUUCGGAAGCGUGCGCGGCGCGCGUCGCGAAGCUCUCGCAGAACGACUUCUACCGCCUGUCGCGCGCGCUGGAGAUCGAGCUCGAUCGGGAGGCCGGCGGCGGGAGUGUCGAAGCGCGCCGGCCGGUCCUGGGAAGUGAUUUUGACGUGCGCUGCGCGUUCCUGGCGCCGGCGGACCGGACCGCGUUGUACCACGCUAUUGAUGAAAGGUGCGACAUUAUGCUCGCGCGCGGCCUCUUGGAGGAGACGGCUAAUCUAAGAGCGGCGGGGCGGCUGCCUUCGUCGUCGACGGCGGCGCGCGCCAUCGGCUACCGCCAGGCCCUGGAUUAUCUGGAGGCGCGCGUUUCUGGGGAAGCGGACGCGUCGCUCGAAAGCUACGUCGCCUUCUGCCGCCAGUUUCGCACGGCAUCUAGGAACUACGCCGCCGAGCAGCUCAAGUGGUACCGGCGCGACGCUACUUUUGCCAUUGUGCCUGCCGGCGACGACGCCGCGCUGGCGACGCUGCUGGAUCUGGACCGCGGCGCGUACGACGCGUUUUUGUCUAGUGACGCGCAGGCGGCGGCGCGCAAUGAUCUAGCCGGCGACCCGAAGGCCAUGAAGACCUUCGCGUCGCGGCCGUGCGCCGCCGAGGCCGACCCCGAGGCGGCCCUCGCGCGCGCCGCCGCCGCGGUGGCGCGCUUCGCGGAGGCGGAGUUCGUGAGCGGGGACGACGUGCGGCUGGCGGAGCUGCGGCGGCGGGAUGGCGUUGGUGACUAACAAGGACAUUACGG
Pelagomonas calceolata is the source of this 1396-nucleotide messenger RNA. NCBI's taxonomy places the organism in Eukaryota, Pelagophyceae, Pelagomonadales, Pelagomonadaceae. The record is from the annotation of a GenBank genome assembly.